AUGCUGCGGCUGCUGGUGGCCAGCGCCCACAUCCCCGGGGCCACCGGCUCCGGUCCCGGUGUGCACGUGUCUGCCCGCUUCAGAGGCGUCCCCAGGAGCACCCGGGUGGUGCCGGAGGAGCGCAGCCCCACUUGGAAUGAGACGCUGGCAUGGCCACUGGGCACGCGUCCCCUGCACCCCACGGCCAGCCUGACCCUGCGCCUCCGGCACUGGGGCCAGCCAGCACCCCGGGGGGACCUGGGUGCCACCACGGUGUCACUGGACCGGUUGAUGGCCAACCCCGGGCUGCCGCUGGCCCUCAGCCACGUCCCGCUGCUGGACCCACGGGGACAGGCCACGGGGUGCACCGUCACCCUCCGCUGCUCCUACGUCCCCCGUGGCACGGCCGGGGACGCCACGGUCCCCCUGCAAGGACCGGUGCCACCGCCGGCAGCGUCACCGGCAACAGCCCACCGCCCCGGCGAGCCCCCGGCAGGGAGGAAAGAGGAUUUCCAGGUACGGGUGAGGAUCAUCGAAGGCCACCAGCUCCAGGGCAAUGACAUCAAGCCAGUGGUGACGGUCCUCAUCGGCCAGCACCGCUUCAGGACCAGGAUCCGAGCUGGGAACAAUCCCUACUACAACGAGGUGUUUUGCCAAAAUUUCCACCGGAUGCCCGCCCAGCUGGCGGCGGAACCCAUCCGCAUCCAGGUGCUGGACUCACGGGCCACCCGUGCCGAAGCCGUCAUCGGCGUCUUCCAGCUGGACGUCGGCACCGUCUACCGCGCACCGGGACGCAGCUUGAGCUGGAAGUGGCUGAGCCUGCAGCAUCCGAAUCGCCCCGACGCCGGGUCCCGGGGUUACCUCCGCGUCAGCCUGGCUGUCCUCCGCGCCGGCGAGCCGGUGCCAGAGCAGGAGGAGCCGGCGCGGGACGAGGACGUAGAGGCCAACCUGCUGCAGCCACCGCCGUGUGCUGCCACGCUCCAGCUCCGCGUCUACCGCGCCGAGGACCUGCCACAGGCAGAACCGGCUCGGCAAUGCCUUCCCUCGGUGCUACCGGCUGGCGGCAAGAGGGGCUUCCUGGCAGCAGCGGUGCGGGUCGCCUUUGCCGGCAGGACGCUCUGCACCCGGGUGAUGCCCCCCGACGCCAACCCAACGUGGAACGAGGUCUUCUUCUUCCCUCUGCGGUUGCCCCCCAUCUGUGAUGAGAUCCAGCUGGCCAUCCUCAGCGGGUCCCGCAGCAGCAAAGUCCUGGGCACCGCCACCCUCCACCUCUCCCAAAUCUCCUCUGCCGGUGCCGAGCUUGAGGAGGGGACCCCCGGCUUCUCACCCUGCUUCGGACCCAGCUUCCUCCCCUUCUACGGUCCCCGGCCAGAUCCUGCCAGAACACCCAGUACUGACACCGGGCUGGCUUAUCGGGGUCGGGUGCUGCUGGAGCUCAGCACCCACAUGGGGACCCCGGACGGGCGCCAGCGAGACACCAUCGCCCCUGAGGACAUCGCCCGGGCACAGCGCCACUUGCCCCGCCGCCAAUUCGGGUUGUGCGGGGUCUUUUAUUCGGCCACCAUGGUGCCAGCCAGCCCCGAGCUCCUGCGCUUUGAGCUCAGUCUCGGCAAUUACGGGGACAUGGGCGAUGUCACCUGCAAGCCGGCUGCUUCCGUCACCCCACACGGUUGUCCCCUCUUCGAUGGCAACCGCUAUCACUACCUGCCGUGGUACGGUGACAAGCCGGUGGCAGCUGUCACCUCAUCCUGGGAGGACGCCGGUCACCGCUGGGAUACCCUAAACCUCCUGCGUGCCAUGUGCCGGCGAUUGGAGAGGAACGUGACGGAGCUGCAGGACGCCCGGGGGGACGCCGGGGGGGACAUCGGCAGGAGGCUGCUGCGUCAGCUGGCGCAGGACUGCAGGCGGGCACUGCCCCAGCUGGAGGCGCAGCCCACCCCCACGCCACUGGAUGCCCACCUCCGGGCCGCCCGUCUUCACCUCCUCCGGCGCGUGGCUGCGGCAGCGGCGGUGCCACCGAGAGCCGGCUGGGACACGUUGCUGCCGGUGGCCGAGGGAUGGCUGCGACGUGUGGUUGCCUUGGCUGUCGAGCCGCAGGCCGGCGUGCCUGACGUGCUGCUGUGGCUGCUGCAGGGGGAGCGGCGGGUGGCCUGUGCCCGCGUCCCCGCGACCGACCUCAUGUUCUCCCGGAGUGGCCCCAGCGCCUGUGGCAGGCUCUGCGGCCGGAUCCAGACCCUCUUCCUGGUGGGCUCUGGGGACAUCCGUGCCCAGCUCCGGCUCCGUCUGUGGCUGGGACGGGUGGCCGACAGCGGGGACCUGCCACGGCACCUCGAGGGCACCCUGCGCGUCUACGCCGAGACGUAUGAAAACCAGACCAAGCUGUUGGGCAAGUGGGGUUCCCGGGGAUUGCUGGGGCGCCCCGGCUUCUCUGACAGCACCGGCAAAGCGGGGCUCCCCCGCCACAAGAUCCGUCCCCCCAGGGGCUGGCGUUGGGACGGACCCUGGACCGUGGAGCCCCAGCGGCGGCUGCUGCUGGACACAGAGACCAACGUGGGCGAGGUGCUGGAGGAGGUCUACGAGAACGAGAGCCGGCAGCUCAGCGGGGAGUGGGGACCCGCCGCCGUGGCCAGCACUGACGUGAGUGGCGCGGCGGUGCCGCCUAAGGAGGAGGUGGCGUGUCCCCAAGGCUGGCACGUCACUGAUGGCUGGCGGGUGGACGUGACGGGGGCCGUGGAUGAGGCCGGUUGGGAGUACGGGGUGAGCGCAGCCCCCGGCAGCCCCCCACCGGCAUGGCACGCCGUCGAGAAGACCUACCACACGCACCGGCGUCGGCGCUGGCUGCGCACCCGCCGCAGGGACCCUGGCGCCCAGGGACGGGAGCAGGAUGUGGCCACCUUCCUCCGGCUGGUCGGGGCGGGCACGGAGGACCCGGCCGAGGAGGACAAGCCGGCUGCGGCAGAGCGGCAGUUGCGGAGCUCGAUCCGGACCCCCCCGCAGCAGCCCAUGCCCCUCAUCCUCUGCAUCUUCCAGCGACCCAACUUCUUCCAGCUCCGCUGCUACAUCUUCCAGGCGCUGGAGCUAGCACCCCCCAGCACCAAGGCCACCGCAGACCCCAUCGCCCACGUCUCCUUCGUGCACGUCAGCCAGAGCACCCGGGUGCUGCCCGGCACCCUGGACCCACUCUGGGACCAAACGCUGCUUUUUCACCGGGUGCUGCUGUACGGGGACCCCCGGGGUGUCCAGGAUGAGCCCCCCGCCGUGGUGGUGGAGGUCUUCGACCAGGAUGGAGGGGGUGCCGGUGGUUUCCUGGGGAGGAGUGUGUGCACCCCAGAUGUUUGGCUGGACGUGGGACGCCGGCGGCCCCCCCGGCUUCGGCGUUACUCCCUGGGGGGGCCGGGGGGGCUGGCCGGGGAGCUGCUGGCCACCUUUGAGCUGCUGCACGACGCCGAGGAUGGGUCCUUGGCACAGGUCAGCACCCCGCCGUGGAGGCAGGGGGUCUUCAGCGUCCCCCUGGGCAUCCGGCCCCUCCUGCGGCUGGUGGCACUGGAGGUGCUGGCAUGGGGGCUGCGGGGGCUGCGCAGUGGCGUGCAAGCACCCAGCCUGGAGGUACAGUGCGGGGGCCGGACCCUGCGGACCCCCACCAUCACCGACCUCGCCACCAAUCCCAAUUUCCCCAUCAACGCCUUCCUGCUCACGCUGCACUUGCCGGCGGAGGAGGAAUACGUGCCCCCCAUCCGGCUGCGGGUGACGGACACGCGAGAUUUUGGGUACCGGCCUGAGGUGGGGCAGGCUUGCGUGCGGAGCCUGGGGCAGUACUUCUGCCAGCCCCACGGCGAGGGGCAGCCCCCCGGGCCUGGAACGCCCCCAUACUGCCCAGGACCACCACUGAGAAAGGCGCUGCAGACAAGGUGGGCACGGGAACGGGGCCACCGCGGCCACCGCGGCCGCCUGUCCCCAACUCAUCCUGCUCCCCACCAGGCUGCGGAGGAGGAGGAGGAUGAAGAUGAGGAUGACUGGUGGAGCAAAUUCUAUGCGCCCACAGGGGACAAAGCGAAGAGCCGGCGGGGGACCAACAGGGACAGACUGAAGAUCUACAGCUGUGAGCUGGAGGCAGUGCCCGAAUUCGAGGGGCUGCAGGAUUUCUGCCAGACCUUCCCGCUCUACCAGCCAGGGGGUCACCCCGCGGCGGGGGAGGACCCCGUGCCUGUGGGCGAGUUCAAGGGGCUUUUCCGAAUCUACCCCCUGCCCGAGGACCCCGGGGUGCCCCCGCCACCCCGCCACUUCCAGGAGCUGCCCCCCAGCCAACCCCAAAAGUGCCUGGUGCGGGUCUACGUCGUCCGAGCCUUCGACCUGCCACCCCGCGACAGGAACGGGCUAUGUGACCCCUAUGUCCGUGUCUCACUGGGGGCAAAGACGCUGGGCCAGCGGGACCAGUACGUGCCCAACACCCUGGAGCCCGUUUUUGGCAGGCUGUUCGAGGUGACGGGCACCAUCCCGCUGGAGAAGGACCUGCGGGUCUCGCUGCUAGAUUACGACCUGCUGCCACCCGACCAGGAGAUCGGCACCACCACCAUCGACCUGGAGAACCGCCUGCUCUCCCGCUUCCGUGCCCACUGCGGGCUGCCCGCCCUCUAUCGCACCAGCGGCCCUGGGCGCUGGAGGGACCAGCUCCCCCCCAGCCGGGCACUGGAGCAUUUUGCCCGCACUCGAGGGCUGCCGGCACCCGAGUUCAACGCCGAUGGCACCACGGUCACCUUCGGGGAUCACACCUUCCUCCUCAGCCACUUUGAGAGCGGCCCCCCCGUGCACCAGCAUCUCGGGGUGCCCCGCGAGCGCCUGGCCCUGCACGUACUCCGUGCCUGUCGCCUCGUCCCCGAGCACCUCGAAACCCGCACCCUCUACAGCAGCACCCAGCCCGGGCUGGAGCAGGGCAAGGUGCAGAUGUGGGUGGACAUCUUCCCCGCCAGCCUCGGGCCCCCCGGGCCCCCCGUCGACAUCACCCCCCGCAAGCCCCAGAGGUACGAGCUGCGCUGCGUGGUCUGGAACACGCGGGACGUGGACCUGGGGGACACCAACUUGGCGGGACAGCGGAUGAGUGAUAUCUACGUGACUGGGUGGCUGGACGGGCUGGAGGAGCAGCGGCAGAGGACGGACGUGCAUUACCGCUCGCUGCAGGGGGACGGGGGCUUCAACUGGCGUUUUGUCUUUUCCUUUGAGUAUUUGGCAGCCGAGCAGCUCUGCGUCCUGCCCAGGAAGGAGCAUUUCUGGAGCCUGGAUGAGACGGUGCUGAAGGUGCCCCCCAAGCUCAUCCUCCAAGUGUGGGACAACGAUAAGUUUUCGGCCGAUGAUUUUCUGGGUGUCCUGGAGCUGGAGCUCACCAGGCUGCCGCAGCCGGCCCAGCACCCCCAGAACUGCACCCCGAUAGGGCAGGGGACCCCCCAAAGCCCCUGGCCCUGGCGGGGGGCGCAGGCCCCCUCCCGGCUGUCCCUUUUCCGGCAGAGACGGGUGAGGGGGUGGUGGCCCUGCACGGUGCAAGAGGGCAGCAAGCGGCGACUCUCGUGGUCCUUCCUCUGGCUGCAGGCACCCCUGCGCAGCCUGCGCUAUGGCAUCUGGCGACAACACCGCUGCCGGAUCAGCCUGGGGCUGGCACUGCUGCUGCUCCUCGCCCUGCUCCUCACCUUCAUCUACGCCGCCCCGGGUUAUUUGGCCAUGAAGGUGGUUAACCCUCUCCAGAGCUUGCAGCUUGCCGGCGGUGAGCAUCCCGCGGGCGGUGCCGGCAAGCCCUGA
Molecule: messenger RNA, 5766 nt
Organism: Haliaeetus leucocephalus (bald eagle)
Lineage: Eukaryota; Metazoa; Chordata; Aves; Accipitriformes; Accipitridae
Gene: FER1L5
Product: fer-1-like family member 5
Exons: 48
Coding region: 1-5766 (1921 amino acids)
Biological process (GO): monocyte activation involved in immune response; macrophage activation involved in immune response; negative regulation of phagocytosis
Cellular component (GO): T-tubule; cytoplasmic vesicle; membrane
Molecular function (GO): calcium ion binding; calcium-dependent phospholipid binding
Source: RefSeq, a predicted model, not a curated record